This is a messenger RNA of Lipotes vexillifer (Yangtze River dolphin), 1137 nucleotides long. RefSeq names its product LFNG O-fucosylpeptide 3-beta-N-acetylglucosaminyltransferase (gene LFNG). The transcript is spliced from 8 exons. Gene Ontology annotation, biological process: pattern specification process. Gene Ontology annotation, cellular component: Golgi membrane. The coding region runs from base 1 to 1137 and encodes 378 amino acids. NCBI's taxonomy places the organism in Eukaryota, Metazoa, Chordata, Mammalia, Artiodactyla, Lipotidae. The record is from RefSeq and is a predicted model, not a curated record. Gene Ontology annotation, molecular function: O-fucosylpeptide 3-beta-N-acetylglucosaminyltransferase activity.
AUGCUCAAGCGCUGCGGCCGCCGCCUGCUGCUGGCGCUGGCGGGCGCGCUGCUCGCUUGCCUGUUGGUGCUCACGGCCGACCCGCCGCCGCCCCCGGUGCCCGCUGAGCGCGGUCGGCGGGCGCUGCGCAGCCUGGCGGGCCCCUCGGGGGCGGCCCCAGCUCCUGGGCUGGAGGCGGCGGCGGCACCCGGGGUGCUAGUCCGCGAGGUGCACAGUCUGUCCGAGUACUUCAGCCUGCUGACCCGCUCUCGUAGAGACGCGGGCCCACCGCCCGGCAGCGUCCCCCGCCCCGCAGACGGCCAUCCGCGGCCCCCGGCCGAGCCACUCACGCCGCACGACGUCUUCAUCGCGGUCAAGACCACCAAAAAGUUUCACCGGGCGCGCCUCGACUUGCUGCUGGAGACGUGGAUCUCGCGCCACAAGGAGAUGACGUACAUUUUCACGGACGGGGAAGAUGAAGCCCUGGCCAGGCGCACGGGCAACGUGGUCAAUACUAACUGCUCGGCUGCCCACAGCCGCCAGGCGCUGUCCUGCAAGAUGGCCGUGGAGUAUGACCGCUUCAUCGAAUCGGGGAGGAAGUGGUUCUGCCACGUGGAUGAUGAUAACUACGUGAACGUGCGGGCCUUGCUGAGGCUGCUGGCCAGCUACCCGCACACGCAGGACAUCUACCUUGGCAAGCCCAGCCUGGACAGGCCCAUCCAGGCCACAGAGAGGGUCAGCGAGAGCAAGGUGCGGCCCGUCCACUUCUGGUUUGCCACCGGCGGGGCUGGCUUCUGCAUCAGCCGGGGGCUGGCCCUGAAGAUGAGCCCUUGGGCCAGCGGAGGCCACUUCAUGAGCACAGCCGAGCGGAUCCGGCUGCCGGACGACUGCACCAUCGGCUACAUCGUGGAGGCUCUGCUGGGCGUGCCCCUCAUCCGCAGCGGGCUCUUCCACUCCCACCUGGAGAACCUGCAGCAGGUCCCCACCUCCGAGCUCCAUGAGCAGGUGACCUUGAGCUACGGCAUGUUUGAAAACAAGCGGAAUGCUGUCCACAUUAAGGGGCCCUUCUCACUGGAGGCGGACCCAUCCAGGUUCCGCUCCAUCCACUGCCACCUGUACCCGGACACACCCUGGUGUCCCCACACUGCCAUCUUCUAG